Messenger RNA from Pistacia vera, 773 nucleotides. RefSeq names its product toll/interleukin-1 receptor-like protein. Gene Ontology annotation, biological process: signal transduction. The record is from RefSeq and is a predicted model, not a curated record. The transcript has 3 exons. Bases 1 to 654 code for a protein of 217 amino acids. Lineage: Eukaryota; Viridiplantae; Streptophyta; Magnoliopsida; Sapindales; Anacardiaceae.
AUGGCGUCUUCUUCUUCUUCCCCUACUCCUUCAGUAAUAAAGAAGUACGAUGUUUUCAUUAAUUUCAGAGGGAAGGACACUCGCUAUUGUUUUGCCAGCACUCUACAUGGACUUUUGCUUGAGAAAAAUAUCAUUGUUUUCUUUGAUGACGAGCUUGAGAAAGGAGAUGAAAUUUCGUCAUCUCUUAUGAAUGCAAUUGAAGAAUCAGAAAUUUCAGUCGUCAUUUUCUCAGAAAGGUAUGCCUCUUCUAGAUGGUGCCUUGAAGAACUUGUGAAGAUCAUUGAAUGCAAACAAAUGCACCAACAGAUGGUACGACCAAUUUUCUAUCAUGUAGAUCCAUCAAGUGUAAGUAAUCAGACUGGAACUUUUGGGGAAGAAUUUGCCAAGCUUGUCAAAAGUUUUAAUAAGGAGAAGUUAGAAAAGCUACAAAUGACGGAAGAACAAUUUAAAGACAAGAUUCAGACAUGGAAGAAUGCUUUGACAACAGCAGCCAACCUAGCUGGCUACACCGCAACUAACAGAACGGCUACAUUUGACAUUGCAAUGAGAGUUGUUCAGGAAGUUUUGAGGAAAUUAGAUGAUUUGCAUUCAGAUGCUGAUAAUAAGAACUUGGUUGGAAUCCAAGGUAUGCUUUCCACCAAAAUCAUCCUUUAAGAGAUUAUGAUGACUUAUCACAAGAGGUAAUAAGGUAUGCUAAAGGCGUUCCAUUAGUUCUUGAAGUGUUGGGUUCCCUUUUAUAUGGCAAGGCAAGAGAUGUUUGGAAAAGUACAAUA